AUGCACGCUAAGCAGACGCUACUAAUCAGAAUUUGCAGUCCCGCCUGCACUGAGCUUGAAGUGGUGGUCAUGGACUGGCUGGCCAAGUUCCUGAAGCUAUCCGAACACUUCCAGCAUGCCAGCGACGGACCUGGCGGUGGUGUGAUUCAAGGCUCGGCGAGUGAAGCAGUGCUGGUAGCUGUUCUGGCCGCUCGGGAGCAGGCCGUGAUCAGCUGCAAGGAGACGCAUCCCGAACUAAGCGAGAGCGAGGUCCGAGGCAAGUUAAUCGCCUACUCAUCCGACCAGAGCAACAGUUGCAUCGAGAAGGCGGGAGUACUGGCGGCCAUGCCCAUUAAGUUGCUGCCGGCCGACGACGAUCUGAUCCUGCGUGGCAAUACGCUGAGGAAGGCAAUCGAAGACGAUGUGGCAGCUGGACUGAUACCGGUCAUAUGUAUUGCCACCUUGGGCACCACAGGGACGUGCGCCUACGACGACAUCGAUUCGCUAGCCGAUGUCUGUCAAGCCUUGAAUGUGUGGCUGCACGUGGAUGCAGCAUAUGCAGGGGGCGGCUUUGCUCUUGAAGAGUGCACGGAACUGCGCAGGGGACUAGAUCGCGUGGACUCGCUGAAUUUCAACCUGCACAAGUUCAUGCUGGUUAAUUUUGACUGCUCGGCUAUGUGGCUGAAGGACGCAAACAAGGUAGUGGACAGCUUCAAUGUAGAUCGCAUUUACCUGAAGCACAAGCACGAGGGCCAAUCUCAGAUUCCGGACUUUCGCCACUGGCAGAUCCCCCUGGGCCGCCGUUUCCGUGCCCUCAAGGUGUGGAUUACUUUCCGCACGCUGGGCGCCGAGGGACUGCGCAGCCAUGUGCGUAAGCACAUCGCGCUGGCGCAACAAUUCGAGGCAUUUGUGAGGAACGACUCGCGUUUCGAAAUGGUUGCCCCCCAAGCACUGGGAUUGGUCUGCUUUCGUCCUAGAGGUGACAAUGAACACACCGCUCAGCUUCUUCAGCGACUCAUGGAGCGCAAAAAGAUCUACAUGGUGAAGGCGGAGCAUGCUGGACGCCAGUUCCUCAGAUUCGCCGUUUGCGGUAUGGAUGCAAAGCCCUCCGACAUUGAGUUUGCCUGGACAGAGAUCGAGACGCAGCUAACGGCCCUGCUGGCUGAGAAAUCGCUGGCUGCUCGGAAACCUAGCAAUGUCUCCGAGCUGACGCAGCACUUUCAGAUGCAUCUGGCCAGUGAUAGCGGGACCCACGAGAAGUCGCAGUGACGGAAAUAGCGCCCGAUUUAUAUACAAUUGAACUAUUUAUGUUUAGGAUGUCCUUAAGUUGUUUUGUAGAUGUUAGAAAUAAAUUCAAUUUAAAUCUGAAAAAA
This is a messenger RNA of Drosophila pseudoobscura, 1352 nucleotides long. RefSeq names its product 3,4-dihydroxyphenylacetaldehyde synthase-like. Gene Ontology annotation, biological process: catecholamine metabolic process; amino acid metabolic process. Bases 1 to 1248 code for a protein of 415 amino acids. Gene Ontology annotation, molecular function: aromatic-L-amino-acid decarboxylase activity; pyridoxal phosphate binding. The transcript is spliced from 2 exons. Gene Ontology annotation, cellular component: cytoplasm. The record is from RefSeq and is a predicted model, not a curated record. NCBI's taxonomy places the organism in Eukaryota, Metazoa, Arthropoda, Insecta, Diptera, Drosophilidae.